UCCUAUAGAACCAAUUUCAAAGCAAGACUUCAGAAUGGCGAGCGUAUUCCUGUACGUUCCCAACCUGAUCGGGUAUCUGCGCAUGGCCAUCGUGGCGUACGCCUGGCUCCUGGUCACCGACGAGCGCUUGUUCGCACUGCUGUUCUUCGUGUCUGUGAUGCUAGACGGCGUCGACGGCUGGGCAGCUCGCCUCCUGGGCCAGUCUUCGGCGUUCGGCACUCUGCUCGACGUCAGCAUCGACCUAGGAGCUCGGGCCAUGCUCUGGAGCCUCGUGUGGCCCCGGUUCGGUGGUUUCAUCUCUUCGAUCGAGUGGCUGGGCUUGCUGUGCAACUACCGUGAAGCCGGAACCGACUGGAAGAAAGACGCCCGACACCACCCGCACUGGAUUCGCACCAUCUUCGCCAACGGGUUCAAGAAUCCAUGGGGCGCCGUGCUGGUGACGGGAACGCAUUUCCUGCCGCUGGCGAUAUUCGCGUACGAGCGGAGCAUCUGGACUGCUCCGUGCGCCCCUUACGUCAUCGCUUUCCUGUGGUUUGGCAAAGGAAUCUGCUUUGCAACCGAAGGUUACUUCAUCUGGUACCACAUAAAGAAGCUGAACGCGUCCUGAACUCACGUAAAACCGGCCGAACGCUUGUAUUACAUUUGUGUACCGUCGUAAUUGACGCAUGUGC
Molecule: messenger RNA, 671 nt
Organism: Dermacentor andersoni
Lineage: Eukaryota; Metazoa; Arthropoda; Arachnida; Ixodida; Ixodidae
Biological process (GO): phospholipid biosynthetic process
Cellular component (GO): membrane
Molecular function (GO): phosphotransferase activity, for other substituted phosphate groups
Source: RefSeq, a predicted model, not a curated record